Drosophila ficusphila is the source of this 1947-nucleotide messenger RNA. Its product is annotated as ankyrin repeat and death domain-containing protein 1A. The transcript is spliced from 3 exons. The record is from RefSeq and is a predicted model, not a curated record. Lineage: Eukaryota; Metazoa; Arthropoda; Insecta; Diptera; Drosophilidae. Bases 304 to 1401 code for a protein of 365 amino acids. Gene Ontology annotation, molecular function: protein binding.
UAGAGCCAAAACAAAUACAAACAAUACAGACGACGGGGGCCAAAAUUUUUUGCUCUUGGCCCAACUUAUCAAAAUUCCGAAACCAGAUAAAGAUAAAUAACAUUACAGCCAACAGGGUCACACCAAUAACUGGUGGUCAGAGUGACCAAAGUAGGCAGCAAAAUAAGCAAAAAUAAACAAACAAUACAGACAGGAAAAUAAUCAGCGCGUGCCUGGGAACGGUUUUUUCGCCGCAGGACACCGAACAACGGACGACCAGAACCACGGACGCAUUGCAUUGUGUGAUUUGAGUAAGAGUGAGAUAUGGCCGCGGCCACCAACAACGAUUCCACCAACUCCGGCGUGGAAACGGCCAAGGAGGAGGUGGAGAUGUCAAUGCCGCCGUCGCCCAUGUCGAUGGCCAUGGUCUUGGCCAGAUCGACGCCAAUGCCCAUGCCCACAACCAGCGCGUCAAAGGGCAUUAUGAUAACGCCGCCGCCGCCGGCGAUGCCGCCCACGCCCACCUCGUCGCCAAACACGCACGGCGAAUGGCCGCACAUGAACAUCAACCUCAACCUGAACCUUAACCUGAACAUGACUUCCAAUCCCAGCGCGAAUUCGUCAUUCCAGCUAAGCAGAGACCGGGGCGAGCACUUUGCCCUGCCGCAUCUGCCGCCCCUGCCGCUGAAUCCCAAUGCCCCCAAUGCCGAGUAUCUGCCCAGUCUGAUCCAUCCGAGCACUCUGCCGUCGGGCAGCAAGAGCUUCAAGAUGCGGCCACGGAUGCAGCGGCUGAAGCACUCCUACAGCUACAGCAACAUACUUGUCCAGUCCAAUGGCCGCAAACUGCGCACCGCCGCCUCCACCUGCAACAUCGAGCUGCUCAACCGCAUCCUGGAGAGCGGCGCCAAUCCAAAUGCCGCCGAUGAGUACAAUCGCAGUCCCCUGCAUCUGGCCGCCUGCCGUGGCUACGUAUCCAUUGUCCAGCAGCUUCUGAAGUACGGCGCCAAUCCUAAUGUGGUCGACUCACUGGGGAACACGCCACUGCAUCUGGCCGUCAUCUCGGCCAGUUCCAAUAACUUUAACAUUGUGGUAGGCGUUCUGCUGCAGGGCGGUGCCAGUGUCCACAUGUACGACCGCAGCAAUAAGUCGCCGCUGGAGUUGGCUGAGGCCAAGUUAAGGCUGCUGCGCAAUCGCUACGAUCAUCCCACGCCGGAAACAGCCAAGAUCCUGGAGGACAUGUGCAUGCUGACCACGCUGAUAUUGCGCUACAUGGUGAAGCAGCAGCGCGAGCUGGAGGACCUCUCGGCGCUGGAGAAGCGCCUGCAGAACCUGAGCACCAGCGACGAUCAGGAGCAGGUCGUAUCCCAGACCGCAGACGAGCUGCUCGCCAGCGUCGAGCGGCUGUCUAUCAACAACAAGUAGACGAAAGACGCGCUCUGGACGCCAGGGAAACCCAUCCGCAGGCGGGCCCAAAUAGCGUUCGAUGAGUUGAGAAAAAAUUUGUUUAUCGUUUCCUAAUUUGGCUGCCGUUGAGCUGGAGUUGGCAUCGUGACAAGCAGUUGGAGGAGCACGCGGUCCUGAUUCUGAUCCUGACCCCACCAGGCUGCCAAAUACGACCAACGCUCUCACACACACAAGCACACACACCCACACAAACAAAAGAAAAUACAUUGUUUCAUGCGAUCUUUUAUUAAGUAUUUCAUUUAAGGUUAAUUGUUUACGAAAACAAUCAACAUGAUUAAAUUUUAAGCUUUACGUUUAGCGCGCCAAAAAAAAAAAAAAAAAAAAAAAAAAAAUUAAGUUAUGUAAUAAUGAUGCAAUCGCAACUCAAGAGGACACCUAAAAAACUGCUACAUUACAUUUAACUAAUUGACUACAUUACAUGGAAAUCGUUAAGUGUCUAUUGUAUACUAUAAAAAGAAAUCAUAUGCGUGUAAACACUCUCUGAACAAUAAACAAAAAACCAAA